Coccinella septempunctata (seven-spotted ladybird) is the source of this 3124-nucleotide messenger RNA. RefSeq names its product neural cell adhesion molecule 1-like. Gene Ontology annotation, molecular function: protein binding. Gene Ontology annotation, cellular component: plasma membrane. Lineage: Eukaryota; Metazoa; Arthropoda; Insecta; Coleoptera; Coccinellidae. Bases 240 to 1808 code for a protein of 522 amino acids. The transcript is spliced from 9 exons. Gene Ontology annotation, biological process: homophilic cell-cell adhesion. The record is from RefSeq and is a predicted model, not a curated record.
AACGUUUCGCGAACUUCCACUUCUGCUUUGGUCCUUCGUCCCGGAUCACGCUUGCGCCAAGUUCAAAAAUAAUUCCACUUCGUAUUCUAGCGCCAACAACAGUCUUCCGGAUUUCUGCGCUCAACUAGUUCUCCGCGGGUGCGAUAGGAUUCUCCGUGCGCUUUUACCGUGUGGUUUUGUGAUUUUUUCGAAAUCUGUUGUUUUUUGUGACUGGAUUGUGAUACUUCUGAAUCUCCACGAUGAGGAUCUUUAUGUUGGCGACGGUGUUUUUGGCAGUUUUUUGUACAGUGCACGCUGCUAUACCAAUGAGUAGACCCGAUGAUUUAGACUAUCCGGCAGACAGUGAAGGAGACGAAGACAUGCAGGGGGAUACAGACAUUGGAAAUUACUACGAUGUUGGAGAAGAAAAGGAGUUCCCAGAAGGGAGUACUGAGAAAAACAGGGAUCGUGUAGAAGAACCUGCACGUAUUCUGACACAGCCUGCAGUUUUCGAAGCAGAUAGUGGAAAUAGUGUUACACUACCAUGCGAUACCCAAGGAAACGACAGUGUCAUUAUUUGGUACAAAAAUGAUGACAUCCUCUUCCAAGACACAGUUCUGAUGCAUGCUAAACCCAAUCACAAACGUGAGAACAAUUCACUGGUCAUCGCCAACAUAACGAAGGAAGAUGCAGGUCAGUACAAGUGCAUCUCGAUGGUGAGCAUCAACAACAAGGCUGAGAUAACCCACCACCUCAAAGUUAGAUAUCAACCAAACAUCACAGAACUGUCGGUUAAGAACAAUGAAACCACUCUGGAAGUUGGAGAUGAACUUGUUCUGACGUGUCACGCUAAAGGCUACCCCGAACCUGUAAUCUCUUGGCACAAGGAAACCAUGAAAGAUGGACAAGCUGUUAACGAACGAUUCGAUGCUACUGGAAACAGACUGACAAUCCCUAAUGUUUCCCGAAGAGACGAGGGUCGCUACCUCUGUUUUGCUGAUAAUAAGAUAGGAAACCCUGCCUUGAAAUACAUCAGCAUCACACUCACACAUCUUCCAAUCGUUAGUAUCGAAAAAUUCAUUGUCAACUCCGACAAGGACAUGGACACCGAACUGAAAUGUACAGUGAAAGCUAAACCAACUGCUAGCGUGGUGUGGCUCAGAAAUGGACACAGUCUCCACUCUUCUGAACACAUUCACUUACGUAACCAAGAAAACGACCACAUCCUCGUCCUUAAAGGAUUACAAGAGACUGAUUUCGGAAAAUACGUAUGCUUGGCCAAGAACCGCUUAGGCACCGUAGAAAAGUCCAUCAAUUUGGUCAAGACACCAGCUGUUCUAGAAUUCAUCAAACCCGAGAAACCGACCAGAGAUUUAGUGUUGACUUGGAAAGUCGAAUCAAAGACACCUAUAACUGAACAUGAAUUGCAAUACAGGAAAAAGGGGGAGUCUGAAUGGCACACAGUCAAACCGAACGUACAUGGAGCAGAAGAUGGCGUUUAUGUUAUAAAGUAUACCUUGAAGGACUUGGGUGAAGGAACUUAUGAAACCAGAUGCAGAUCUCAGAACUUACAUGGAUGGUCUGAUUACACUGAUGUUACCGUCCUCGAUGUUGACAAGGCACAUCAUGGCAAGCAUGGUAACAAAAAAUCGCAUAAACACAACAAAGAAAAAUCCACUCCACUACCCUUGGAUGUAGCGUUAGCACAGCAACCAGAAAAGGAAUCUGAUAUUGGCGAGUCCACAAAUCCAAAUUCGGCUAGCAGUACUACAGCUUCUCUCCUUGUCUGCAGUAUCUCCCUACUUCAUUUAUAUUUCACCAGGCAUUGAAAAACUAUUAUGUGUUUUCUUGAAAAUUUAAUCUUCCUUGUUCUUUGAAACAACACAUCUUCGAAACCAAAGUAUUUAACACUACCUUAGGAACAGAGUGAUGAAAAAUUGAAAGUUCUACCUUUACAAAAAAGGAUGUUAUUUUGUGUUCAUUUGUUUAUCAUGGAAACGAUCGUAAUACGUCGUAAUAUUCAGCGUAUUCUUUCUGUGAUCAAAAUUUGAAUUAAUUGUUAAAAUUGGAAGUUAUACAAUUGUUAGGUUUAGAACAUUUUAAGAUUUUCCGGUUUUAGACAAUCUGAAAUGCCAUGGACUUGACAUAUUAUGUAAAAAUGUAUGUAUAUCCUUAUAGGCAACUUAUAAACUUAAUAGUUAAGAGUGAAUUACAUAAAAUCUUAUUAUCAUGCCUUCUUUUUGUUUAAGUUUUCAUGUCGACCAUACAUAUUUCCAGUAAAACCAUUAUUUUAUUGUAAAGAAUAGAUUUACAAAUGUCCCAAUUUUCUCUUCAUUAUCUUAUUAAUAUUUAAUAUUAUUUGUAAGUUACCCAGAACCGUUUGAAAUAUUCUUCCUCUAAUCAUGUUAUAAUUUCUUUCGGAUUUUCAGAAUAUUUCAUUUCUAGUCUUUAAAAAUUGAUAAAAAAAAUACAGGUAUAGGAUGUAUGUACCUACUUCUUCAGUUGAUGAAUCCAAAAUUGUAAUUCGAAUUGAAAUCUAUAUGACCUAGGAACAUUUUAAAACGAAGAAAUAUUUUUUUAAACAUAUUUAGAUGAUGUUCCAAGAUUGUAUUGAUAUUUAUUAUUGAUAACAGUUAUAGUUAGUUUUUAAAUGUAAAUAAUUUUGUUUAUUCGUGUGAUGUGACAUAUUUAUAUUUUAAUAUUUCUCUUAUUUCGAUUGUAAUACCGAUAAUUUUUUAUGUAACUUUUUUUUUCUUAGUUAACAUAGAAUCAAGUACACCAGUUAGAAGAUUUUUGGUAGAAAUUUAAUAGUGAUGAUUCUCAUAUGUUAUUGAAUUUUUUUCAUCAAAUCGAAGUAUUAUUUAAUGAAAAAGGUGAUCUUCAAAAUUUGUUCAAAUUAUCAUUAUAUUAUUCCAAUAUAUGGAUGUUUAGCUUUUCGUGGAAUCAUUCAGAUAUUUUAUAAAGGAACUGAGCAUAUGCCUUAAACUCUACAUGAAACGCUUCAUGCAAUGUGUACUGUAUAAUGAGAAGUGGACCAGGUGUUGCAUAUCAUCGAUAUAUAAAAGAGUUCCACUAUUUUAUUAUACGUUGCAUGCUGCUAAUUGUAUGUAUGUAAAAACUAGCUGAAAUAAAGAUCCAGAUAUUA